Rubroshorea leprosula is the source of this 1062-nucleotide messenger RNA. The record is from the annotation of a GenBank genome assembly. NCBI's taxonomy places the organism in Eukaryota, Viridiplantae, Streptophyta, Magnoliopsida, Malvales, Dipterocarpaceae.
AGAAAAAAAAAAAAAGAGAACCCAGCCAUGCCUUGGAAAAUUGGUAAGGAAGCUUGGUAUUUUCCCCUUCCUUUCUUGCUCUAGAACACACCUAGAACCCAGAAAUCUUCCCCCCUGUUGGAAAAUCCGAAUCUGCCCUGCUUUGCUCUGUCCUUCCGCCGGCUGCUCCUGCUUUGUGGGGGUGAUUUGCUCCGGUUUUGGAUCCGUGAGUUUCUCCCCUGCACUUGCCGCCGGCCUCCUCCCCAAUCUGCACUCCGGUUUUGCUUGCUGGAUUUAUGGUUCUUGAUCGUUCUGUCAGUUAGCACGUGAAUUGAGUGCUCGGUUUUAUGCAAGUGAGGUAAGUAAAUUUAUGGUAAUGCUCGUACUGUUUUAAAAGCAUGUUUUGAUUUGUUUUUGAAGUGGUGGCGGGACUAAACCCGUUUUACACGAGCAUGACUGAUUUGAAUUAUGAUUUUUCUGUUAACUUCUGCCUGUUUUGUCUCCGAUAUGGUCAUGUUAUUCGUGUGCCCGCUAGUGGGAGGUUUAUAAACGCUAGCACAUGUCGACAUGUUCGUGAUAGAACCGGUUCGCUCGUGGCCCUACUAGUGGGGAUUAUACACUAGUACUCGUGUGCCCGCCAGUGGGAGGUUUAUAAACGCUGGCCAUGACCUAUAGAGGAGACGUCUAUUUCGUGCCCAUAUUGUAUCCGUUUUUCGUGAUUGCACAUGUUGGCAUGCUAUAAGUUUAAAUAAGGGGCACUCCAUAUUUACUUACUGAGUUUACCUCAUAGUUUUCCUUGUCCACCAUUUCAGGAAAUGAAACCGAGGACGGGGAAACCACGGGAAGUGACGAGUUAGAGGCUAGCCAUAUUGUAAUUGAACAUAGAUUUUAUAAUUUGAUCUUCAGAUUUUGAUGGUAUCAGAGUAUGAUAUGAAUAAGUUCCGAGCCUUGUGCAUUUGUGGGACCCGUCUCACGAGUGCACGGCGUCUGUCGCGUCUUGAAAUUGGGUUUUGGGGCGUGACAACUACCAAAGCUGGCUUUACGUUUUUGUAGCCGGCUGUCCAAGAAAACAGAAUGUGCAGU